Molecule: messenger RNA, 1641 nt
Organism: Lolium perenne
Lineage: Eukaryota; Viridiplantae; Streptophyta; Magnoliopsida; Poales; Poaceae
Source: RefSeq, a predicted model, not a curated record
CACAAGCUAGAGGUGGAGACAGUGAUACUUUGCACGUGCCCUUUCCCCGUUGCCAAUACAAAGUUAGUCUAUGUCCAACAACCGGCUAUUGACUUGUUUGGCAGGAAAGGCCAGCAGCCUGCUACUUCCUCCUGCCUCCUACCCUCUCUUGAACUCCAUGAUUGCUUAGAACUUAGAACUGAGUUGGAGGAAUUCAAGAUGGAGCUUGCCAUAUCUACAGUAACAGGUGAACUUGUGAGCCGGUUCCUCUCCUUACUCGUCAAAAAGUAUCACUCAAGCCGCGCAUACUCUGAAGAGAAGCAGAUGAAGAGGUUGGAGCAACUGCUCCUGAGAGCUCGCACAGUCGUCGAAGAGGCGGACGGGCGAUACAUCACAAACUCUGGGAUGCUGGAACAGCUCAACAUGCUCGCAGGGGCCCUGUACCGAGGCUACUGGGCACUAGGGGCGUUCAGGUACAGGUCACUCGAAGACACUCCCAUCGAGGUUAGGAACUCAUCUCCUCCCAAACGACUUCGCACGUUUCAUGGCAGUGCUAGAAAGAAGAAGGCAACAUACCUUCUCGAGCUGCAAGGUGCGUUGGAGAGCUUAGAUGAUGCCGUUUCUAGCAUGAAGGAGUUUGUCAUUAUUUUGGGUGGAUUCGACCGUAUGCUGCGUCGACCAUACGACGCGUAUCUUUACAACGACAACAUCAUAUUUGGACGCCACGCCGAAAAGCAAAAGCUCCUGAACUUCUUGUUGCAGCACGGCUCUCCUGGUGGUGCACCGGCUGUCAUCCCGAUCAUUGGUGGUCCUGCGGUUGGCAAGAGGACUCUGGUUGCCCAUGUAUGCAAGGAUGAGAGGGAGGUCUCGGCCAAGUUUUGUUCAACCCUGGCAAGCAUGGACAAUCGAAGCAAGGUGAUCAUUGUCAGCCGGUCUAAAAGUUCAGAGAAACUGGGAACAUUCAAGCCAAUCUUCCUCAACACCCUGCCAUACGAGGAGUUCAGCUACCUCUUCAAGACACUCGCAUUCGGGAGCGUGGACCCGUCACAACACCCGCAGUUAGCACGGAUAGCAGACGAGGUGGCCAGGGAGAUGCAGUCUGAUUGGUCGCUUGUUGCUGCUAACUUGCUCGCUGACGUGAUGCGAAGGAAUCUUAAUAUCCAUUUCUGGCUCUGCAUGUUGAGCAGGAUGAGAAGAUUUGUUGAGAGGAACUUCUCCAUGUUCGGGGAGCACCCACGGUUGCUCGUUCUGAGAUGCCAUCAGAUAGAUGCUAGAGACUUCUUCUUGCAUCCUUCUUCUCCACUCCUCAUCCUACCGUCUUGUACCACUGGCAGCAGCCGAACUGAGAUUACAGAGGAAAGGCAACUGCUACCGAACGUGAGGCUUGGGGAUCUGGUGGUGGAUCCUGGAGCUAGGCCACAAGGUGCUUUCAACGUCAUUAGUUGGGAAUCAAGGGUGCCACCUUACACUUCAUUUGUCCAUUUCGUUCCAAGUUGUGCUCCAGGUGUGGCUGAAGAUACCCCUCUGCCUGGGAGGAAACGUUCAGCAGUGCAUUUGUAAGACCUUUUAAUUCAAAGGAUUUCUAUGGAUUUUUUAGGUUAUAAUCUUUAUUGCUCCAUCCGUUUGUAAAUACAGUCUUGGAUAUUGAUAUGGUUGCCGCUA